Daldinia decipiens is the source of this 1446-nucleotide messenger RNA. RefSeq lists its product as uncharacterized. NCBI's taxonomy places the organism in Eukaryota, Fungi, Ascomycota, Sordariomycetes, Xylariales, Hypoxylaceae. The coding region runs from base 1 to 1446 and encodes 481 amino acids. The record is from RefSeq and is a predicted model, not a curated record. The transcript is spliced from 2 exons.
AUGUCCGAACCCGAUAGUAAUCGGCCGGAGAAGCCUGCGAUAAAUGAGAAAGCAACAUCAGGAGUCCAGAAUCCUUUAAAUCCCCUUGAAUGCUUGCCCUCCGAGCUACGACACUGCAUUCUCGCGUCCUUGUCAGAUGUCACAUCCCUCAUCUCCGCCGCUUCGAGUUGCCGUAUUCUCUACGCGACUUUCAAGGAAAGCGAGAGCAUCAUUAUAUGGAACGUCCUUAUCAACUCCCUCGGAUCUAGUGUUCUACCCAUAGCCACCAUCACCUACCGAUGCUCUCCGCCAUUCUGCAGCGAAAGCCCCGAAUGCCAGAUAGGAUCUCUGAGGGAUGAGAUGGUGAAAUCUUUAAAGACCUACGCGUCCGAGUUUAUGGGAAAUUUGGAGCCAUCGACGCCCUCCCCUACCGAAUUUUCUAUGCGUGAUGCCAUAGCGCUCGAUGCUUAUCAUCACCAGGUAGUCUUGAAACUAACACAAAACCUCAUCCAAGCAUACAGUAGAACUUCGUCAUCCUACUUGGACAUUGGGCAUAGUCUACAGGCGCUUUCACCUUCAAGCUCUGAGAAAGAGCGGAUUGCUCGGUCGCUCUAUCAAUUCGAAAUAUUCCGUAGACUUUUUGGCUGUCUACGUCGUUGGGCACACAGAGCACAAGAUUUGAACAUGGUGUUUUUUUCCAAAUUCGCUCCUUGGGAGAAUGCGCAGUUAGCUUGCAUUCAUGAUUUCUUAGCUCGACAGCUGAUACCAGUAUUUAAUGAAAUUGCACGGCACGAUGUCGUAUGGGGGGGAGAAUAUUUAGUCAAUUUCGACGCGAACAUUGAUGAUAAUACGAUUCAGCACCUUUUAACAUUGGGUCUGGAAAGAAUUAUCCUAAUUACCUCUGCCGAAUCAUACAGAGACCGGGAGGCGCUACUUAAAAUCGAAGAGAUGCCACCUGAGGAAAAUAGCGCCUUUCUAUCGUAUUGUUUCGACGAAAUCAACAAAUUAAAUCCACACGAAGGUUAUGGCGCAGCCAUAUUGAAGGCGCCAGCAUUCUUUCUAGAUGAGGAUUCUGGUGCUGAGCAGAUAUGGAAGACUUCUUUAGAAUGCGACAUAAGUCGACAUUUCGCCAUCUACGAUGAGCUGGACUGGCCAUACCGCGAGUGCGGCUACGUGUUCUGGGACCAAGGGAGACUCCGGGCCCUUGGAGCUCUAAAGUCUGCUUGGAAACCUGCGGAGCGCUCGGCCUAUAAUUCUGUGGUCGAUAUGAAGGAAAUGGAAAGCUCUUGGGAAGAAAGAGCCUCUAUUUAUAACCGUGGCGGUCGAGGAUUUUGGUCAAAGGACGACGACAUGCAGGUCGUUUGGCCCGUCCGACAAAAGGAGCAAACGCCGCAUGUUGUACUAGAGUCUCUUGCAGAGGCAAAAGACUUUUGGCGGACUACUUUGAGACUAAAUAACAAGCAGUGA